AUGAAACGAGAAAAAAUAAAAAAUAAAAUAAAUGAUAAAAUUGAUAAAAUUGAUAAAAAUAAUACAAAUCAUAUAAUCAAAAAAAAGAAAAAAAGAAAGAAAAAAAUAAUUAUUAAUGUUAGAAGAAGAAUUAAAAAAAAAGAAGUUAUAAAUAAUGACAUGAAAGAAAGAAGUACAAAAAAAAAUGCAUUAAAUAAAGAAAUUUCUAAAUAUAAGGGAAAUAAUAUGAAAUCUAUAAAUAAAUUUGUAUUUUUUGAAAAAGAAUAUAAUCUUAAUGAGAUUGAAAACUGUCAAAUAUCAGAAUUUCUUCUAAAAGCAGAAGAUAAAUAA
Molecule: messenger RNA, 330 nt
Organism: Plasmodium gallinaceum
Lineage: Eukaryota; Apicomplexa; Aconoidasida; Haemosporida; Plasmodiidae
Product: conserved Plasmodium protein, unknown function
Exons: 2
Coding region: 1-330 (109 amino acids)
Source: RefSeq, a predicted model, not a curated record